Molecule: messenger RNA, 1842 nt
Organism: Emericellopsis atlantica
Lineage: Eukaryota; Fungi; Ascomycota; Sordariomycetes; Hypocreales; Bionectriaceae
Product: fatty acid desaturase-domain-containing protein
Exons: 3
Coding region: 459-1643 (394 amino acids)
Biological process (GO): lipid metabolic process
Molecular function (GO): oxidoreductase activity
Source: RefSeq, a predicted model, not a curated record
UGUAUCUUGCAUUCCUGACCUAAAAUAUAUCUGCAUAAUACUGUAGUCAGCAUGUGAUACCCGAUGGCUGUGUCUUAAAAUCUUCACUUGCCUGUUUGCUUCUAGUGCAGCCCACUGCUUGGCGAGUCAAACUGAAUCCACUUGGUCGUUCACCGCCCAGCACGAACUCGCAAUGUCUCGACUCUCGACCCCGUUCUGCUCCAUGAUAUCCACUUCCUAGACAAUCCAGGGUCUCAGAUCCAAUAAUGCCCUCAGGGUCCAACCGGGGGCCGAAAAUUCAACAAGCCUUGAGCAAUGAGGGUCCCUGUCGAUCAACCCCUUUCUGCCCGCCUGUCCAAUGGUAAUUCGCCUCCCGCGAGAUUUGUUGAGAGUCAUUGAUAUCGUCGUCUUUUCUCGGAACGUUUUUCUUCUUCUUCGUUCCUUCUUCCUCCCAUCACUCCGCAGAGCCAUUGCCCACCAUGAUCACCACUGUCACCACCCGCACGCAGACUGAGGCGCCUACCAAGAGCCUGACCGCCGACCGCGUCUAUCCCGACAUCAACACGCUUCGCAAGGCCAUUCCCAAGAAGUGCUUUGAGUCGUCGGCGCUCAUCUCGCUCUCCUACCUGCUUCGAGAUGUGGUCAUGAUUUCGGCCCUCGGCUGGGCAGCCAUCACUUACAUCCCCGCCAUCCCCGACUUCACCCUGCGCACCGCCGCCUGGAUCAUCUAUGGAUUCGUACAGGGUCUGGUCUGCACUGGCCUCUGGAUUCUGGGUCACGAAGGUGGACACGGCUCGUUCUCGCAGAACAAGCUGCUUAACGACGUGGUUGGCUUCUUCUGCCACUCGGCCCUGAUGGUGCCCUAUUUCUCGUGGAAAUUCUCCCACCACCGCCACCACAUGUACACUGGCCACAUGGAGAAGGACAUGGUCUUUGUGCCCCGCACAAAGGAGGAAUACAAGCAGAAGAAGGAGGCCACUCACUCCAGCCUUGAGUACCUGGAGGACACCCCCAUCUACCAGUUCGCCACCCUGGUCUUCCACCAGCUCUUUGGCUGGAUGGGCUAUCUCAUCUUCAACAUCUCCGCCGGCAAGAACUCGACGCAGAGCAAUGGCGUCAGCAAGAGCCACUUUGACCCCUCUUCGAUUGUGUUCCGUCGCAGCGAGGCUCCCUUCAUUCUGCUCUCCGACAUUGGUCUCAUGACCACUGCUUCCGCACUCUACUACCUCUCGACAUACGUUGGCACCAGCACCGUCCUCCUGGCGUACUUGCAGCCAUAUGUCUGGGUGCACCACUGGCUGGUGGCCAUCACCUAUCUACACCACACCCACGUCGAUGUCCCCCACUUUGACGCCGAGAACUGGACCUUUGUCAAGGGCGCCAGUGCCACUGUUGAUCGCGAGUUUGGCUGGGUCGGCAAGCACCUUUUCCACGGUAUCAUUGAGUUCCACGUGGUUCACCACCUUUUCCCUCGCAUCCCCUUCUACUACGCUGAGGAGGCCACCGAGGCCAUCAAGCCCAUCCUUGGCGACCUGUACCACCGCGAUGACCGCUCAUUCCUUGGUCAGCUUUGGUCGUGCUUCACGACCCUUCACUGCGUCGACUACGAUGAGAGCAAGUACGGUCGUGGCGCCAUGAAGUGGGUCACCAAGAAGACCGAGUAAGCAUGAUGAUUGUCUGGCGAAAAUCACGGCGUGCAUAGACAACGGCGUUUCCUGAAAUUUGCGCAAACGGGAUAGAUUUCAAUAGACAUAGACAACAGAUAGAAUGGUCGUCUGAGCACAGUCGUGUCAGACGAGCCCAGCAUCUUCGGUACUAUUAACAAGUUCAUUCAAACCCAAGUUAAAUGGUCGAACAUUGACA